Molecule: messenger RNA, 3058 nt
Organism: Ectocarpus sp. CCAP 1310/34
Lineage: Eukaryota; Phaeophyceae; Ectocarpales; Ectocarpaceae
Source: the annotation of a GenBank genome assembly
CGUCGUACGUCUCGUGCCUAGGUUCAUAACACACACACACGCAACAGCAGCAAUUGGCGUCGUUCGACGCACAUUAUGUCCGCCCACUUCGACGGGGGUGCGGAGAUCGCCGGACGGAGGCUCCGAGAGGUGGAGGUCUCGUACGUGGAUGACCCGACGCUCGACAUGGGCGCCGAGGACUCGGACGAUUGCCCGGCCUCACCGCCGCCGACCUACUACCUCCGCGUCCGCGAGGAGAACACGAGGAGGUCUACGGGAGGCGGCAGCGGUGGGAAUCGUGAUGAUGAUGCCGAGAGCAAUGGUGGACGGGCGGAGCAGGAGCAGGGCGAAGGGGGGGCUAAGGGCGAAGACGACACCGACAAGGACGCAAACAACAACAACAACAACAACAACAACAAUAGUUUAGACAGAGGGGCGAGGAAGAAGAAAAGAGCGAAGGACAAGGGUGGUAAGAAGGCGUGGGCUUGGCGGUACGUGAACGUGGAAAAGAAGAAACUCCUGGUUUGGGACAGGCGGGGUGGGCGACUGCUGAGGUCGAUCUCUCUCAGGGAUAUCGAGUCCCUCCUGGUGAUUCCGGACGAGGGCGCGCCGGCCAGCAUUCUCGAGGUGUACAUUUCUUCCCCUUCCAACAGUGGUGGCGCAAGCAACGGUACUGUCACCGGCGACGGCAGCGAGAACAGUCCCAUCGAAGGCGCCGGGGAUGAAGGGGAAGAGGAAGCGCAGCGCGCACGACGCCGGCGGCAACAAGAGAGCGGGGAGGGGGAAAGUGCUGGCGGGGGCGUUCUUGUCCUUCAGGCGCGGUCGAGGAGGGAGACGUUGCUGUGGGCCAAAGUGCUCCAGGAGAACGUCGAGCUCAUGACGAAGCGCCAGGUACCGUUGGAGAACAGGGACGAGGAGACAAGUCUCAGCGAUGUCCAACAGCUCGCAAAGCUCUUGACGCACCAGCUGUCAGAACUCCAGGACAGCGGUAUCAACAACAGCAAGAACGACAACAACAAGCAGAGUAACAACAACCAGAGCGACAGCAAAGUCAACACCAGCAGUCCCGAAGCGCCCAAGCACCGCUUGGGCUUGUUCGGAGCGGACUCCUCGAUUCCCGAAGGCGCAGAUUACGGCACCACGCCGGAGAGCUAGCUCGAUCAGAGCGAGUGGAAGUGGAGGAGGAGAUCAAAGGAGGUGUGUGCGGUAAGGUAGCUGGCUCCAGGCGGACGGGCACCUUGUCCCACGCCCGCUCGCUGUGGUCGCAACGUAUCGGUGGAGACAGGGGAGAGCAGUGGAUGUAUUGUGUAAAGGGUUUUGUAUUGGUAUGAGGCGUGUGCCGAGGGGGCCGGACGGAGCACGAACUAAUGAUGUAACUUUUACGGGAUUUUAUUGGUGUUUUCUACAUUGGAAAUGUUUUUUUGGCCGGGAAAACACACUCGUCUCCAGGGAGCGAUGUGCGUUGUUUCUUAUGGGUGCACACGCACGCCCUGCCUGCCCAUGGGAUUACAUAGUCACUCUACGGCACAACACUUAAGCAUUCACCGGUGGUUGGGGGGGGAGACCCUCCACUCCGCGCCGCAAGUCCAUCUAGAUGCUAUUGUGUGGUGGCGGCAAAUAUAGAAAUGUCAAUGGGCUGAAUCCUUGCCGUUCGCAGAGAAUACCCGGGGCGACCAAGCGCCGCCGCAGAGAGAUGCUCGAGUUUUUGAGGGCAGGAGGAGUGUGAGGAGUGGAGUGGUUUGGAAACCACUGGGAGAGGAAGCAGUCCUUCUCUUCCGUGCGACCGACCCCGGUUGUGACCGUGUUAUUUUUUUUUUCAGUUGCCGGCGACGAAAGACCGCAGCGUUGGUUGCAGAGGCGGGGGGGCGUAUGGGGGAGGUAACGAAAGUAACCGCGUGUUUUUGUUCAGUGUCAGGGACACGAGAAUGCAGCGUUGGUUGGAGAGACGCGAGGGGGGGGGGGCUUGUUGGGGGCGUGGUGGAAGUUGCCGCAGCGCUAUACAAUGCCCCCCCGACCCUGUGUCGUCCGAGGAGACCCUCUGUUCUCCGAGGAGCCAGCCACUCUGUUGUUCGGAAAGCCUUACCACAGUGGUCCGUGGGAAAGUCGUCGUUUCGUGGGGACAAAUCGACAGCAGUUGGUGGCCACGAGAGCAGCAGUCCCUCCGGUUGUCAACAUGUGUUGCGGAACACGGAGCGUUCUCUCGUUGUGUUACAGAGCGCGACGCAUUCUGCCAAAGUGUGUUGAGUCUUGUGAGAAAGGAACGGAACGCUACCCUUGGGACCUGGACGACCAAGAUGCGGGGUUGCGUGUACGUGUAUACCGUUCACACGAUGUAAGACGGCACACACCCUGGACCGAUUUUUCAAGCUCGAUCACUCGGCAGAAAAGCGGUGACUGUGCUGGCAAUGGUGGUCUGUGUUCCCCCCCCCUCUCGCCGAAAAGGGGAUAUGGCUCGCACCUUGUACGCAAGACUCGAGAGUGGAAUCAAGGUAGCGUGGCACACGGCCUCACCCCCUUCCUAUACGUGUUUUUUGGGACGAAUACUUGUGUGUCUCGCCCAAGGGUCAUCGCAGCAUGGCCCUGAGCCAGGCGGCGGAAUAUACGUAGUAGCUGUCUGCGGCAAUAGAAGAGUUUCUUGAUCGCUAUGAACAAGAUGUGGACAGAACCCAUCGCAAACUCUAUCGGCGCAGCAAAGCGGUUCUUUGCACUCUCAGGCGAAGAUUGAAACCAUUUCUUGAUGGGCUUUCUGACAGUACGCCUCUUGAAUGGGCUAUUUUCCCGUCACCUCUCUUGAAAGUUUACUGCUAUAGCAAGUGGCGGUAAUUAGCAAUAAAUAGCGACUACUGUAGGGAGGAGUUCCUCUCGCUCCUUCGUGGUGGCAAUCCAAGAGUCUCCACCUCGGCAGCCGCGGAAAUGUUGGCCGCAUGCAUGGUCAGCAAAAAAUCAAAACAUUCUUACAUACUUCUCCAGCCUAUCGCUCUAUCAAUAUGGCUCUCUCCUCCUUUUCGGCGUUGUUACGAUGCCCGGGAGCUCUGCAGCCUUGCCGUUGUUGUCAACAUCUCCGACUGCCGGCGGUCGC